This is a messenger RNA of Helianthus annuus (common sunflower), 1770 nucleotides long. RefSeq names its product zinc finger MYM-type protein 1-like. The record is from RefSeq and is a predicted model, not a curated record. Lineage: Eukaryota; Viridiplantae; Streptophyta; Magnoliopsida; Asterales; Asteraceae. Bases 1 to 1770 code for a protein of 589 amino acids. The transcript is spliced from 2 exons.
AUGGGGAAGAAUAAAUGCAUAACCUCUUUUUUCAAAAGAAAGAAUGAAAAUGAAGAACAAGUAGAGGGAAAUCAGGGAAUUGUUGAUGGAAACAAUGAGAACAAACGUCAAAAAGCUUCAACAAGUGAACCGGUUAGUGAAGUGAAUAAUGAGGCGAAUCAAAACAUUCCACCGGUUAAUGAAGCGAAUCAAAACAUUCCACCGGUUAAUGAAGCGAAUAAUGAGGCGAAUCAAAACAUUCCUCAAAAUCCGACUAUCAUCAAUGAAGUGGAUGUUAGUAGUCUAGAAAGAGAUCCCCCUAAGCGACUCCCAAUGUGGAAAUAUCCAGUUAAUAUACGGGAACAAGUAAGACUAGCUUAUAUAUCAUUAGGACCGUAUCAAAUAAAGCUAGAUGAGUAUAAGCCUAGGGGUCCGAAGAACAAUCUUCGUAGAUUUAAAUAUGCUUGGUUUGAUAUGUUCCCUAAUUGGUUAGAGUAUUCUCCAACGAAACACAAGGCUUAUUGUUUCCUUUGUUAUUUGUGUAAUGAUAAACAGAAUGAGAGCCACGGUCAUAGUGCGUUUACUAGUGAAGGCUUUGACAAUUGGAAAAAGGUUAAUGAUAGGGAUAAAUGCCCAUUGUUGAAGCACAUUCAAUCUUCAAAUCAUAAAAAAGCUUUUCUAUUGUAUACGAACUUGUUGAAUCAAGAAGCACACCUUGACAAUUUCAUAGAAACGAAAAAUGAAGGGAAAAUUCGGAAGAACCGGUUAAGAUUAAAAACCACAAUUGAUGUAGUUCGUUGGUUGACUUACCAAGCUUGUGCCUUACGAGGACAUGAUGAAUCUUCCACAUCUAAGAAUCAAGGUAACUUUCGUGAAUUGCUAAAACUUUUAGCCCAUUAUAAUGAUGAUGUUGCAAAGGUUCUUUUCCAAAAUGCUCCAUAUAAUUGCAAGUAUACGUCUUCUGAUAUUCAACAAGAAAUUAUUAGCAUUAUGGCUAAUAAAGUUCGUAAGCAUAUACGAAGCGAAGUGGGGGAUUCAUGGUUUUGUGUCAUGGUUGAUGAGUCACGGGAUGAGUCGAAAAAAGAGCAAAUAGCGAUAGUUUUAAGAUUUGUUGAUGCUGAAGGAGUGAUACGGGAAAGGUUCUUGGAUUUAGUUCAUGUUACGGAGACUUUAUCAGCGACCUUAAAAGUAAAUUUGUGGAAUACACUAUUGCAUUACGGUUUUGAUGUUAGUAAAAUUCGUGGUCAAGGCUAUGAUGGUGCUAGCAAUAUGAGAGGAGAAUGGAAUGGAUUGCAAGCACUUGUCCGGGAAUAUAGUCCUUAUGCAUUUUAUGUUCACUGCUUUGCUCACAGGUUACAACUUGCCUUGGUUUGUGUCUCAAGAGAUGUGACUCCGGUACACCAAUUCUUCUCAUACCUAGUUUUUAUAAUUAAUGUGGUUUGUGCUUCUAGUAAGCGCCACGAUGAGUUACAAAUGGCAAAGGCGGAUGAGAUUAAAAAGUUACUAGAAUUGGGUGAAAUCAAAUCGGGUAAAGGACAAAAUCAGGUAGGGACAUUAAGAAGGGCCGGUGAUACACGUUGGGGUUCCCAUUUUAAAUCUGUUUGUAGUUUGGUUAAUAUGUUUGAUGUCACCCGUGCUGUUCUCAAGGGAAUAACUGAAGACACAACUCAUGCUACUAGUUCUCAACGUGGAGAUGCUAAUAUAGCUUACGGUUACUUGCAAUCAUUUGAGUUUGUGCUUGUUCUUCACUUGAUGAAAGAAGUAAUGGCAAAAACGGAUACGCUUUGUUAA